AUGACAACACAGAGAAAGUACUUAGUAAAGGACUUCAACCACUUCAUCACCUGUUAUGUCUGUAAAGGUUAUCUCAUCAAACCCACAACAGUGACAGAGUGCCUCCAUACCUUUUGUAAAAGCUGCAUUGUUCAACAUUUUGAAGAUAGCAACGACUGUCCUAAAUGUGGCAUACAAGUUCAUGAGACAAAUCCCUUGGAAAUGCUGAGAUUGGACAAUACUUUGGAAGAAAUCAUAUUCAAACUUGUGCCUGGAUUGAGAGAAAAGGAACAGCAACAGGAGAAUGAGUUCUGGAAGAGAAACAGAUCAAAAGAAAAUGGGGAAGAAGAUGGGCCUACGUCCAAGAAGGCCAGAAUGGAUGAUGUAGAGGAUAAUGGUGGUGAUGGAGACUACCACAGGAGUGACCCACAGAUAGCCAUCUGCCUAGACUGCCUACGUAAUAAUGGCCAGAUGGGAGAGAACAUCGUAAAGGGCUUAAUGAAGAAAUUUAUUCGCUGCUCAACACGAGUCACUGUUGGAACAAUCAAGAAGUUUCUCAGUCUAAAGCUGAAGCUUCCAAGUUCUUAUGAGUUAGAUGUUCUAUGCAACGGUGAGAUCAUGGGCAAAGACCACACCAUGGAGUUCAUCUACAUGACAAGAUGGAGGCUUCGUGGAGAAAAUGCCUACCCAAUGGUACUAGAAUAUCGACCACGGAUCGACUUUGGUUAAAAGAAGAGAGAUGUGCCCUGUGACUCCUGCACUAAUUUCAG
Molecule: messenger RNA, 749 nt
Organism: Chanos chanos (milkfish)
Lineage: Eukaryota; Metazoa; Chordata; Actinopteri; Gonorynchiformes; Chanidae
Gene: pcgf5b
Product: polycomb group ring finger 5b
Exons: 8
Coding region: 1-708 (235 amino acids)
Source: RefSeq, a predicted model, not a curated record